AUUCAGCCCAAUCAUCCAUACAAUUGGCUCCCACUCAGCAGGUACAAAUCGCAUGCAGUCGCUUCCAAGUUUUGCCGAGUAGGUAGUCUUAUUCGCUUCAACGUUGGGGCGCUGCGUUGAGACCUGAGGAACCUCGUUGUUUUGAAAGACGUGCACCCUGCUUGAUCAGGAACUGAAUAUCAAACACGAAGAUGGUCAAGAAGGCGCUCUUGGUUGGUUGCAACUAUCCUGGCACACAGGCACAGCUCAAUGGCUGCGGCAACGACGUCUUCGGCUUUCAGAAUCUUCUCAUUGAGCACUUUGGCUUCCUGGAAGAGAAUAUCAAUAUCCUGGUGGACAUGGACUCCAGAUUUCCAAAACCAACUGGGAGGGCCAUGAAAGAGGCUUUAGCAGCUCUAGUUAGUGGCGCCAAUGAUGGAGAUGUGUGCCUCUUUCACUACAGCGGCCAUGGUACGCAGAUGCCCAACAAGAGAGGGGGAGAAGAGGACAGCCUUGACGAGGCAAUCGUGCCAACAGACAUGAAUGUGUUGGUGGAUGACGACCUGAAGAUGAUCGUCAGCCAGUGUCAUCCGGGGGUCAAGUUUACCAUGAUCGCUGACUGCUGCCACAGUGGGGGGGUGCUAGAUGGAACGGAGGUGGUUAUUUCAGGGGACAAGAGCGGGGUGCCCAACCUGGGGGGUAUCCUGUCUGCCGCCUUCGCGAAGCGUGACUUCAGUCCUGAAGAUUUGGAGGUGAACAACAAGGAGCUGCCCAUCGGCAUGCUCUGCAGCAUCCUGCAGCAGCAGACGGGCCAGACGACCAACCCGAGCAACAUCCACUCGGUUUUGGGCAGCGUGUUCGGGUCCGACGCCAGCGUCAUGGUGGGGCGCAUCACUGGCCUCCUGCAGCAGUACCAGGCUUCCCAGAAGCCUGGACAGGGAAACGCGGGGGCCGGCAAGCUGGUGGGCGUGCUGCUGGGCCUCUUGAAGAUGUGCUCUUCGAAGCCCCAGACGCAAGAAGGCCCGCUGGCAGGGGGCGCGGGGCCGGCCUCCGGGGGCUAUGCAGCAGCGGGGCAGCCUAUGCCUACAAGUACAGGCGUCGCUGCUGCGGCCGACCCCAACCGGCCACCGGACCGGACUGUGUUGAUCACCGGUUGCCAAUCGUUCGAAACGUCUGCAGACGCAUGCCCAAGUGGGGACAAGACCAAGGCCUUCGGCGCCCUCUCUAACGCCAUCCAGAACAUUGUACGGGAGAGCCCCCAGCCACUCACAAAUAGGGCCCUUGUGACGGCCGUUCGAGAGUAUCUUACGAAAGGGGGCUUCACUCAGAACCCCUGUCUCGAGUGCAGUCACGACAUGGCAGAUACCCCGUUCAUCUGCUAGGCUAAGUUUGGUUCGUAGGCGUUGCUUUUAGGUUGACGAUGCAACCUGCAGAAGGUCCUUAUCGUCGAAUGUUGUAGCGCAGUGGCUGCUUGUUAAACAUUCUCUGAUCCGUAAUCAUCCAUGUUGAAAUUAAAGGAGGCUGCAUACGAUGUAGUGAGCAGAAAAUUGCCCCGCUCGAUGUUGCUACGCACUAUUGGAGCGAUAUUUCCGCUUCAAUACUUGAUGCCUCGUCAUACAUGGACUGCUCAAGACAUUGUGGUGGAGCUUCCUGCUGUAGGAUGCACCAUUCAGAGUUGUAAUGUGCAGAAGGAAGUUGUCUGUUCGAGCUACUUGUUAAAGCCGACACAAAUAGUGCAGACUUCAGUUAACCAGUUCAACUUAACAUAAGUACCUUGCUCUGGUGUCAUCCGAGGUUUGAGUCCAUUUUCUAGACGAGGAACGGUUAUGGUUGUGCGCAUAAACACGAUUAUUGAGAAUUGGCCACUGACAGACUGGGCCAGUAUCGCCUUCAACCACCUGGUCCAAUCGCGAUCAGAAUAGUUGUUGUUCAAU
Klebsormidium nitens is the source of this 1913-nucleotide messenger RNA. The record is from the annotation of a GenBank genome assembly. Lineage: Eukaryota; Viridiplantae; Streptophyta; Klebsormidiophyceae; Klebsormidiales; Klebsormidiaceae.